AUGCAACACGAAGUUGAAAGAAUAAAUCUAACAAAAGAACAACAAGAAUUAAAAUAUGAAAAAGAUCAACCAAAAAUCAAAUAUUAUAGAGAAUUAACAGAUUAUCUACUACAAUCUAAGAAAGAACAUAUAUAUGAUGAAGAAAAUUUUAAAUUAACAACAACUUUAUUAAAUUUAAAUCCUGAAUUUUAUACAAUUUGGAAUUAUAGAAGAGAAAUCUUGACUAAUCUAUAUAACAACUUCAAUUCAAAUGAAGAUGAAAAAACAAAGCUAACCUCAAUAAUAAAUGAUGAUUUAAAAUUAUUAAUGUCAUUAUUAAAAAGAUUUCCAAAAGUUUAUUGGAUUUGGAAUCAUAGAAAAUGGUGUUUAUUUAAAUUAGUUGAAUUAAAUUCUGUAAAUUGGGAAUUUGAAUUUAAAACUAUUAAUAAAAUGUUAGAAUUAGAUCAAAGAAAUUUUCAUGGUUGGCAUUAUAGAAGAUUUAUAAUUGAAAAUCUAGAAGAACAAGCUAUUAAAGAAGAAAAAAUUAAUGAAAUACAAGCUCAAUUGAAAAUAUUGAAAUUAAAUCUUGAUGAAUUUGACUAUACUACUUCAAAGAUUCAAACUGAUUUUCUGAAUUUUUCAGCAUGGCAUAAUAGAACAAAAUUAAUACCUAGAAUUCUAAAUUUAGUUAAAGUUACAAAUACAGAUAAUGAAUUAUUCAAAAACCCAUUAAAUAUAUUGCAUAACGAUUUAGAAAUGAUCAAAACAGGGAUAUAUAUGAGUCCUGAAGAUAAUUCAGUAUGGUUAUACCUAUAUUGGUUAUUAACUGAUCCAAUAUUUGUCAAUUCAUUUCAAUCAAAAGAAAAUUAUAUUAAACUACUAGAAGAACAAAUAUCAUUAAUUAGAGAAGUAAAUGAUUUGGAAAUUGAAGAUUCUGGUCAUGAUAAUAUUGGAUGUUUAAAAAGUUUAAUUUAUAUAAAAGCUGUUUUAAAUAAUUCUUUACAGAAAGAUAAUACAAUUGAUGAGGAGAUUAAAGAAAGUUUAGUGAAAUUGAUUGAAUUAGAUGAAUUGAGAAAGGGUAAAUAUAAUGAUCAAUUGAAUGGGAUUGUACCGAUUCUUUGA
Messenger RNA from Lodderomyces pseudojiufengensis, 1101 nucleotides. RefSeq names its product Rab geranylgeranyltransferase (gene BET4). The transcript is spliced from 2 exons. Gene Ontology annotation, biological process: protein geranylgeranylation. Gene Ontology annotation, molecular function: Rab geranylgeranyltransferase activity. The coding region runs from base 1 to 1101 and encodes 366 amino acids. Lineage: Eukaryota; Fungi; Ascomycota; Pichiomycetes; Serinales; Debaryomycetaceae. The record is from RefSeq and is a predicted model, not a curated record. Gene Ontology annotation, cellular component: Rab-protein geranylgeranyltransferase complex; cytoplasm.